Molecule: messenger RNA, 4379 nt
Organism: Labrus mixtus (cuckoo wrasse)
Lineage: Eukaryota; Metazoa; Chordata; Actinopteri; Labriformes; Labridae
Gene: nlrc3l
Product: NLR family, CARD domain containing 3-like
Exons: 12
Coding region: 320-2731 (803 amino acids)
Source: RefSeq, a predicted model, not a curated record
CAAGAAGACCGCUCGAAACCGAAAGUUUAAAGUAAACUUGUCUAAUCGAGGCAGAUAAGAGUUUGACACUUCGUAUAUUGAUACUUUUCUAUGAAGUGUUCAAUUUUCUAAUUCGAUCAUGUAAUUAUUAACUCAUUAUUUUUUAUCAGAAGUGGAUGUUAGCAUUAUUUAGCUCGACGGUGGAGCUCAACUCCGUCGUCAGAGAAACGGGAGCAACUGGAUUCAAUGUUUUAGCUGUACACUUUCUGCGAUAGUUUAUAUUUGAGUCGACACGAAUCAGUUGUAAAGCUGCGGAGUGUUACACUUUUGAAUUCAGAGUAUGGACCCGGACACUGAAGUGGAAAGCUUCUUAAGGCAGGAGGAUGAUAAGGAGGAUGAUGAUGAGGAGGAGAAGAAGAAGAAAUGGAAGAGGCCUUCCUCCAGCUAUGGUUCAAUGAAGAGUGACAGUGAUGACAUGGAGGAGGAGGAGAAGGAUGAGGAUGAAGGAGAAUAUGAGGAGGUUGAAUAUAAAGAUGAGGUUGCUGAGGCCUGCCCUCCACCCUGUCCUGUGGCACUACCAGAUUUUCCUUCUCCUCAGGGGACAGGGUUGCAGAUAAUUCGCUCAGAGUCUCCAGAGACCCUCUACACCAUGACCACUCAGCUGACCAAACCACCAGGAGCUGUUGUCAUUGAAACCAGGUCUUCUGAUCUUGAGGGGUGCUCUGAAGCAGACGAUGAGGAGGAGGAGGAUAUGGAUGAAAUUUUGGUCAAUCAUUCCCCGGAACCGCCUGAGCUCGUUGAAGUAGAUGAUACGAUGCAGACGGAUGAGAACAGUCAGCUGGGCAGACUACACCCAGAGCAGGACCUUCCUCAUAUAUUCAAGAGUAUCCAGGACACAGUGACAGACCUCACUAAGGAGGAGCUUUUCAAAUUUAAGAUGGGGUUUUACCAAUGGCAAUCCAGCACUCCCUCCAUCACCAUGACGCAGGUGAUGGAGGGAGAUAUUCUCGAUUUUGUGGACAGAAUCAUAGAGAUCCUCGGAGUGGAUCGAUCUUUGCUGCACACUAUAAGUUCUCUUGAAUGUAUCAACAAGAAAGAUGCGGUAGAAGCACUACGGAACAAGUGCAAAAGAGCAUUGUACCGUUAUCAUCUGAAGCAGUAUUUAAUCAGGAAGCAUCAAGUCAUCCGUGAGGGGGUCGUUCGAGCUGGAAAGCAGAAUCUUCUAGAUACCAUUUACGUCGAGCCCCAGAUUUCCACCUGUGGUUAUGGAGGAGUCGACCCCACCCACGAGCUCAGACUCCACUCUCCGUCACCCCUCCAGGUCCCCAGCUCCGACACCUUCGUUAGCUUGAACGAUCUGUUCCGACAGCAGAAGGAAGGCGGCUCGCCGGUGAGGACGGUGAUGACAACGGGGAUCCCAGGAAUUGGCAUGUCUGUCUCUGUGGGGAAAUUCUCCCUGGACUGGGCAGAACAGCGUGCAAAUAAGGAUCUACAGUUCGUCAUCAAACUUUCUUUCCGAAUGUUGUGGCUUCUACGGAAUAAGAACCCUCCACCGAUGAUGUCUGUCAUGGAAGUGAUAGAAAGCCAUCAUCCUGAGUGCAAAGACAUGAAAUACCUGGAGGAAGACGGCUGUAAAUUUCUCAUCAUAAUGGACUGUUUCGAUUGUUACCAAACUUCUCUGGACUGGGAGAACGCUCCAGUAGUAAAUGACAAUAACACUCAAACACAUCCAGACGUCAUGAUCGUAAAUAUCAUCAGAGGAACUUUGCUCCGAGGUGCCCACGUCUGGAUCUUGGGAAGACGUGCGGCUGUCUCACAAAUACCUUCCAAAUUCAUAGACCUUGUCACAGAAAUACAGGGCUUCAGUGAUGACAUGAAAGAUGACUUCCUGAAGAAACGCUUCAGCGACCCGGAGCUAAGUGCAAAGGUAGUGGCACACUACAAGCGCCUCCCGACACUCGCUAUGCUCGCUCGCCAACCCUUCGUCUGCUGGAUGGUGGCCACCGUGUUCGAGCGCUGCUUCCGUUACCAGGGUUACGGGGCGCACCCGCCCAGGCUGACACCUUUCUACAUCAGCAUUUUAAUCGUCCAGACCAAUCGCAGACUGCAGUUCUACUACGGAAAGGCGGAAAACGAACUGAAAUGGGUUAAUGAGGACAGAAACAUGUUGAAAAAGAUUGGGAAGAUGGCCUUUAAGAUGCUGGAGAGAAACACCAGUGUGUUCUUCGAGGAGGACGUCGAAGAGUGCGGCCUAAAGUUGAUGGAGGUGACGGUGUUUUCUGGCCUGUGUGCUGAGCUCCCCACUGCAGCCUCAGAUGGAAGGAGGACUUACUGCUUCAUACACCUCACCUUUCAGGAAUUCAUGGCAGCUCUGUACGUCUUCACAAUGUUUCGCACGGAGUCUAAGAACAUUCUGGAGUCAUGGGGGUUGCACACGCCCAAGAUCUUCGCAUCCAAGGACCAGGCCAAAUCAGCCGCAGCCCUGGUCCACUGUGCUCUGAUGAGAACUUUCAACUCCCCGCUCGGCCACUACGAUAUGUUCCUGCGCUUUCUGUGUGGCAUACUUUCCCCGGACUGCCACCACAAUCAGCUGAGCAGGUUUCUCUACCACUACAACAUGCCGAAGCUGGGCGGGCUGGACGAGGUGCGGCAGCUGCUGGAGCAGACGAUACAGACUGUUGAGGGAAACAACAGAGACCGGCUGGAGAACUUAAAGGAGUGUCUUAGAGAAAUGACCCAGGAGGAUGAGUGAGUGUGAGCUGGAUGGAAUAAGUGUCAGGGUUUUGUUUUUAGUUUUUUUUUUUUUUGGAAAACACUCAACAGAACUUGAAGAAAGUUACAAAUUAUUGGACUUUGGUUUGCCUCGAUUUUCACGCACUAGAGAACAAACCAUAUGACAUAUUUUUGUAGGCCAACCCGGAAGUAGCAUCGCCAUGGGGUCUAAUGAGAAUACGCCUGUGGGAUUUUUGCAUUGGAUUUUGGAUCAUUGUAGAAAAUAAGCUCUGUGGCAAACACAUGUUGCUGAUGCGUAGGCGUCUUGUUCAGCAGGAUAAUCUUCACAAAUGAACACCAUUUUUAUGACGUUUGAAGCGUUAAUGCGUAAAAAGCUAAUGUUAUGCUAUAGCGAACUACACCACGGUCGGAUGAUAUUGACGUCACUACUGUUAUGCUUCAGACGAUCUCCGAUAAACUAAUCCACGUAUCUUAAUAAAUUGUUUAUUAACCUAAUAUUUGCCUUAACCCAAAGAUUAAACCUACAGGAGACAUCACAGACUAGUGAGAGAGUUCCCGCCUUUUUAAGGACGUAAAAACUUCAAAAUUCACAAGAGGUGGUAUUACCUAACGUAGUUUAUGUGGUCUAAGAAAACGACAACACCUCUUAAGCUUUUCUUAACCACAGACCUUAUUUCAGGUCUCUAACCACAAACCCAUUCAUAAUUCCUGUUGACUUUUAGACAAUAGACCCCAUUGCGCUCAAAUGCUAACUUACCUCCAGGUUUUAGGACUCAUUCCUGUGGCGCCCUAUGCACUUAAUAAUUUGUUGUUCUGUGCUUUUUUGUACAAUUGGGAUAAUGCAAUUCUGCGUUUCUUGAGUGUGUCAUAUCUGUUAGAGAGCGCACACACACGACUCAAAUUCAGCUUGACUUCAUCCAGCUUUCAUUUCACAUGAGAACUCAACUAAACACUUUUAGCGUGACUACAAGAAAUGAAAAGUCACAGCAGAGAUCAGACUUAGAACAAUGUUGUAAUGAGUCAAACUUAAUAACCAUGUUAAUGUAUAAAACAGAUAUGCCUUUGUUUAUAUUGACUUUACCAUUGAGAUUGUCAUGGAAACAACCUGUGAGGCCUGAAAGAAGAUUUUUUAUUUAUUGGAGGAAAUUCAGUCACAACUUUACAAAAAGACAUCUGGAUGCAACGCCAUUUAAGGAAUGAACGACAAACUUUAUUUUUUGAAAAGGUUUCUAGUUUAAAUCGUUUUUACACGUGUCUGUGUGUGGAUCUUUUGAAGCUUAGUAUUAUUGAAGCAAAAAUGAACAUGUUCCCAUAUCAUAUUGUUUACAACACCCAAAUAUAAAUGUGUUUGUUUUUUUGUUUUUUACAGCAAAAGCAAUGAAACAAGUCAAGAUAAAAGAAGUUCAAGUAAAGGACAAUGUGAAAUGAUUAAGCUUUGUAUUCAAUGAACACAUUUUAAAAAGGUUAGUUGGAUUGCCCCUGUAGUUUCCAGAUCACCGUACAGUCGGAUCUGCUGAGUAAAAGACAUACAUUAAAUAAAGCACUUGUGUUGUUAAGCCUGAAAACAACCAGUUUUUAAAUCAUUUAUGUUCACCUGAAGUGCAAAUCUUAUGAGUGGUCUUCGUUUGAUCUGGAACAGAAUAAGAACAUUUGAUUUAAUGAAACAA